This is a messenger RNA of Cydia splendana, 791 nucleotides long. Its product is annotated as calphotin-like. The coding region runs from base 19 to 666 and encodes 215 amino acids. The record is from RefSeq and is a predicted model, not a curated record. Lineage: Eukaryota; Metazoa; Arthropoda; Insecta; Lepidoptera; Tortricidae. The transcript is spliced from 2 exons.
AAAAUUGAGCUAAUCAAGAUGAAAUUCGCAAUCGUAUUCGCUGCCGUCGUGGCUGUAGCCUGCGGUGGGCUCCUGAAGCCCUUGGACUCCAACAUGGCCGAGCUGGAAGCCAUCGUGGCCGCCAUUCAGAGCCCCAGCACCGACCCCGCCACCGCCGCGCUGCUCGAACAGCAACUGGCUGAUCUGCUGGCCGAAUUCUUCCCCCAGCCUGAGCCUAUCGUCGUUGAAGAGCCGUCUCCGGUCCAUGUCGGGCUCCCUAUCCUUGACUUCCCUCUUCCUGAUGGCGGCGCCGUGACCGCCGUGCAGCCUGCGUCCCCCGCUCUUGUGCCCGCUCCUAUCGUCAACCCCACUCCCGCCGCCGGUGAUGCCGCCGCUCCCUUAGUUCAGAUCAUCCUUAACAUCAACCAGGCCAGCUCUGGCGCCGCGCCUGUGGCCCCUGCUCCCGUCGAGACCCCCGUCAUCGACGUCCAGCCCGUGCAGGUCGUCGAGGAGGCAGUGAACGAGGAGACCAUCGUGCCCACCCCCGUGGUGGUCGUGGACUCCGCUCCCGAGCCCGUGCAGGUGGUGGACGUGAUUCCCGAGCCCGAGCCCGAGGUAGAGUCCAUCCAGAUCGGCGUCCCCAUCGUCCCCAUCCCCGUCGUCAACAUCCCCAUUGACCUCAACUAAACGAUGAAACUGAACAAUACUGGAUUUGAAGAGGAUUUCUUCGCUUUAACAUCUAGCGAUUGCAGCUAGCUUUAGGUUGGCUUCGAAUUAGCUUAAUUAAAAUCAGUGACAGAAAUAUUUGUAUA